AUGAACAUCAGUACGAUCCUCCGAUGCGUCACGCUGCUUUUGGCUGCAGCACUCAUCAGCACCUCGCUACCUACUACCGACGCAGUGGCUCAAGCUGGUGGCAAUGAAGCAUGCGGACAGGACCAACGCACGCGUAAGGCUUGGUCAAGUUUGAAUAGCAGUGAGAAGAGCCUUUACCUGGAGGCAAUAGAUACUGCCAUCAAGAACGGGGCAAUCAAAGAAUUUGCGGCCAUCCACGUUGAGCCGAACGGAGAAUCACAAGCUCACCGUUCCUGUGGCUUCUUCUCGUGGCACCGUCGUCUUCUUAUCGCUCUGGAGAGCUAUCUCCGUGACCAAAACCCCAAGUUCGCAUGCGUGACUCUGCCGUACUACGACGUGCAGACUGCGUACGUCCGUCAGGCAGCAGGCGAGUGCGCUAACCUGUACGAGUGCUCGGACAUCUUACAAGAGAUCGGAGGCAACAGAGCUGGGAACAAGGAAGUCUACUUGACCCAGAACGGUCAAACAGCAGUUGGUUUCCCAGUCACGGGCUAUCCCUUGAGUGACGAGUGCGACGACAACGACGUCUGCGGCUACACGGUCCGCACGGAUAUGACUACAAAGCCGGUGCCGUCCGGUGCUGGCUUCGCUUCCUUCUUAAGCAUUAUACGUCGCUCUAAUGACUAUGCAACGUUCCUCGAAGGCAUCCAGUUCGGAGUGCACAACGAAGUACACAACGCCGUUGGAGGCACCAUGGCUACAUUCGCUUCGCCGCGUGAUAUUUUUUUCUAUUCAUGGCACGCCGCCAUCGACAUGUAUCUGCACGUCUAUCACCUCUGCAACUUCGGGACGGAUGUCACGAAAGAGGAGCUGCUAUCUGCUUCCAAGGCGUUUACAAAGGCCACCGACUCAUGCGACGGUGUGUCCGGUAUGGCCAGACCAUGGAUGUUACGGAUCACCCGACCCUUGGUAAAUACUUUUCGCAUGUGGGUAGCGAGAUGUGGCACUACGGAGACGUGA
Molecule: messenger RNA, 999 nt
Organism: Phytophthora infestans T30-4
Lineage: Eukaryota; Oomycota; Peronosporomycetes; Peronosporales; Peronosporaceae
Exons: 2
Coding region: 1-999 (332 amino acids)
Molecular function (GO): oxidoreductase activity
Source: RefSeq, a predicted model, not a curated record